Messenger RNA from Salmo salar (Atlantic salmon), 2987 nucleotides. NCBI's taxonomy places the organism in Eukaryota, Metazoa, Chordata, Actinopteri, Salmoniformes, Salmonidae. The record is from RefSeq and is a predicted model, not a curated record.
CUUUCAUAUCGGGAUCACAGUCAUUGGGUACGAUGCUGCCUCUGGGUGCUCUGCAACCGACAGCCGCCCAACCGACUGCAGCAGGGGCUUUCUGAACCCGAGCCGAGUGCUGCCUACACACACAAGCUACCAGCUCUCAUACUCCGCUAUCACGUACUGACCUAACAGUAUACGAUGUUUUCAAUGGACGCCGUUUCGCACGACAUGUUUUAAGUCGCAGUUUUCGAACGUGGAAAUGACCCCUUCUUGUCGGAUUAAUUUUUGAGGUACAACUGUGAUCUCUUCAUCACACAUCGACUGGAGCAGAGUCAGCCACUCCAUUUGUUUGCGCAUGCGAACAUCUCGUCGUUGGCAGUUAGCUUGGUAACGUUAGUCGAUGUGUCUAGCUUUCUGGAUGUUUAGUUUCCAUAAUACUGGAUUUAGUUUUCAGUUGCCCUUGGCCUCGAGCUAGCUUUAGAUUGUGUAUCGUUUUAAACACCAUUAGCUAGCUAAAGCUGGCUAGCUACGUGUUAUAACAAGCAAGGGAGAUUUUGUUCGUCAAAGCACAUCUGACUGGUUCGUUGGGAUACGGAAUGCGACUCGCUAAAUAACCAAACCUGGGCUACACAGGAGAAACCACAUACAUUUCUCCGUUUUCAUUCAAAAGCUACUAGUGUGGUUGCCAUGGUGGUUCUGUGAAGAGUGGUUGCUGGGCUGUGGACAGAGAAAGAGAGAGAUGAAGGGGGGUUCAUGCUCAGAAUGGCCUGACUGUGCUGAAAUGGAACUCCUCUACCAUGUUUGGUUCCAGAACAGUGGAGCUGUUUAUUAUCUGUGUUAAGGGAGCAUGUUUGAGUGACAAGUGAAGGAGGAAGUGGGAUCUCUGAAGCUCCUCCCCCUGCUGGUGGAGUCCCUGUACAUCUGGACCAGAGACCCCUUUACUCAGCAGGACAGGAUGCGGAGGUUUGCCUACUGUAAGGUGGUGCUGGCCACCUCCCUGGUGUGGGUGAUGUUGGACAUGUUCAUCUUGCUCUACUUCAGCGAGUGUAACAAGUGUGAUGACAAGAGGGAGAGGGGCCUACCAGGCAGGGACGAUACAGUAUUGCGUCCCAGGGAGGGUCCAGGAGAAGGAGGUAAACCUGUGGUGAUUUCUAAAGACAACCAGGAGAAGAUGAAGGAGAUGUUUAAGAUCAACCAGUUUAAUCUGAUGGCCUCGGAGAUGAUCGCUUUCAACAGAACCCUGCCUGAUGUCCGCCUGGAGGGCUGUAAGAAUAAGCUGUAUCCAGACGACCUGCCUCGUACCAGUGUAGUGAUCGUGUUCCACAAUGAGGCCUGGUCCACUCUGCUGCGGACCGUCCGCUCUGUCAUCGACCGCUCCCCCAAGUCUCUGUUGGAGGAGGUAGUCCUGGUGGACGACGCUAGUGAGAGAGACUUCCUGAAGCGGCCAUUAGAGCAGUAUGUCAGGAGGAUGGAGGUUCCAGUCAGAGUGGUGAGGAUGGAACAGAGAUCUGGACUGAUCAGAGCUCGACUGAAAGGAGCCUCACUCUCCACCGGACAGGUGAUCACGUUUCUAGAUGCUCACUGUGAGUGCACCAUUGGCUGGCUGGAACCUCUGCUGGCCCGCAUCAAGCUAGACAGGAAAACGGUGGUGUGUCCCAUCAUCGACGUGAUCAGUGAUGACACGUUUGAGUACAUGGCUGGUUCUGACAUGACCUACGGAGGCUUCAACUGGAAGCUGAACUUCCGCUGGUACCCUGUACCCCAGAGAGAGAUGGACCGUCGCAAGGGAGACCGCACUCUGCCCGUUCGGACUCCUACCAUGGCCGGUGGGUUGUUUUCUAUAGACAGAGAUUAUUUCCAGGAGAUAGGGACGUAUGACGCAGGUAUGGACAUUUGGGGAGGAGAGAACCUGGAGAUCUCCUUUAGGAUCUGGCAGUGCGGGGGGACGUUGGAGAUCGUGACGUGUUCUCACGUGGGUCACGUGUUCCGGAAGGCCACGCCCUACACGUUUCCAGGGGGAACGGGUCAGAUCAUCAAUAAGAACAACAGACGCCUGGCCGAGGUCUGGAUGGACCAGUUCAAAAACUUCUUCUACAUCAUCUCCCCUGGUGUGACGAAGGUGGACUAUGGUGACAUCACGUCUCGCUCGUCUCUGAGACAGAAGCUGCAGUGUAAACCUUUCAGCUGGUACCUGGAGAACGUCUAUCCUGACUCCCAGAUACCACGACACUACUACUCACUGGGAGAGAUCCGUAACGUGGAGACUAACCAGUGUCUGGACAACAUGGCCCGGAAGGAGAACGAGAAAGUUGGCAUCUUCAACUGCCAUGGCAUGGGAGGAAACCAGGUGUUCAGCUACACGGCCAAUAAAGAGAUCAGGACAGAUGACCUGUGUCUAGACGUGUCCAAACUCAACGGUCCUGUCAUGAUGCUCAAGUGUCAUCACCUGAAAGGAAACCAGCUCUGGGAGUAUGACCCCAUGAAGUUGACCCUGAUCCACGUCAAUAGUAACCAGUGUCUGGACAAGGCCAGUGAGGAGGACAGCCAGGUGCCCAGUGUCAGAGACUGCACACACACUCGCUCUCAACAGUGGCUGCUGCGCAACGUCACGCUGCCUGAGAUCUUCUGACCGCUGCCCACACACACACACACACACACACACACACACACACACACACACACACUGAUGGGGAGAGAGAGAGUGAGAGGGAAGAGGAGGAGAACAGAAGGGACAGUCCACGCUGAAUGGGAUGAAGCAGGGCUUUUCUAUGGCGGCUGGGAGAGAGGGAACAUGUUUGGACUCAAUGGAGGAGAGACUCGUACUUUUAUCAAGAGAGACUGGUGAUGUUUUAAAGAGAGAGCGACCUGCUCCUGUAGAGACAUGUUGUUAAAGAGAGAGAGAGACCUGCUCCUGGAAAGACAUGUUGUUAAAGAGAGAGAGAGAGAGACCUGCUCCAGGGGAGACAUGUUGUUAAAGAGAGAGAGAGAGACCUGCUCCUGGAGAGACAUGU